CCAUUUCCAACAUGCCGCCUGCCGGGCAGAAGAUGUAACACAGAGACGUUACAAAACACUGGACUUUCACUUACAUAAAGCACUUCUCACGUGUGGUGUGUGUGCAUGAAAAUAACAAUUCAACGAAGAAGAAGGAGCGCUAUCCUAUUGCACUGAAAUGGCACGGGCAAAGAAGGCUCCUUCAGAAGCAUCUGAAUCGAAGCAGUAGUCGAGGAAGCAGAAUGGAGACACGUCUGGGGCUGCAGGACAAACCAUCUCCAAGAAGCUACGGCAGAAGAUGGACGGGAAGACCACAUUGAAAACAGGGCCUGUUUUCCCAACUACCAUGACCAAGUUUUCAGUUGGGAAGAGAAGUGGACCAGGAAGCAUCCUGCACUACAUUUACCAGAGUACACUGGGGCAGAGCCUUCAUUCUCAGAUGAGACAGUGUCUCCAGGAGCCGUUUGUACGUUCCCUGUCCUCCUAUAAGCUCCACCGUACAGCCAGUCCGUUUGACCGGCGGGUCACCUGUCUGGGGUGGCACCCCUCACACCCCACCACGCUGGCGGUCGGCUCCAAGGGAGGAGACGUGGUCCUCUGGGACUACAGCGUGCUCAACAAGACCAGCUUCAUACAAGGGAAAGGAGCCGGGGAUUUUAUUGGCGGGAUGACGUUUAGCCCGACGGACCCGUCCAAGGUCUACCUGGCGUCCGGCGACGGUACACUGACCGAGCAGAGCUUCCAGGGCGGUCUGGCAACGGUUCUGUCCAGAGUCCAGGACUGUGGACACGAUCACCACAAUGUCUUUCUGUGGUACUGCUGUGUAGAUGUGUCGUUGAGCAGACAGAUGCUGGUGACAGGAGACAACAUAGGACGAGUCUUAUUGCUGGGCAUGGAUGGACACCAGGUCUUCAACGAGAAGUUGCACAAGGCUAAAGUGACCCAUGCUGAAUUCAACCCCCGCUGCGAUUGGUUAAUGGCGACAGCGUCCGUUGACCACACGGUGAAGCUAUGGGACCUGAGGAACAUCAAAGACAAGAACAGUUACCUCCACGAGAUGAUUCAUGACAAAGCUGUUAACUCGGCCUACUUUAAUCCAAUGGACUGCUCCAAGCUCCUGACCACGGACCAGUAUGACCAGAUCAGGGUGUACUCCUCUUCUGAUUGGUCAACUCCUCAGCAGAUUAUCCAGCACCCACACAGACAGUUUCAGCACCUCACACCUAUCAAGGCCUCGUGGCACCCUCUGUACGACCUGAUGGUGGUUGGACGGUACCCUGACGAGAGGGUGUGUCCAGGUGCCCUGAGGACCAUCGAUAUCUAUGAUGCCAACACAGGAGAGCUGGCAUGCCAACUACUGGACCCCAACGCCCCUGGCAUCAUAUCUGUCAACAAGUUCAAUCCAAUGGGAGAUGUUUUAGGAUCUGGAAUGGGAGUGAACAUCCUAGUGUGGAACAGAGGUGAGACAUUGGCUGGUAAGCAGCAGAGAGGAGAGCUACAACAGGAAGCAGGAGUCCAGGUUGGCAGAGGUAGAGGCCAGCGGAGGAGAAGAGGUGAGACUCGGAGGAGGGAGGAUGAGGACGACAUUGGGAAGCUGAAGAAGAAGCUGUCUUCCUCCUCGGUGACCAGAGCCAGAACAUCCAGGGACAAACAGCACAACAGCCAGACACAGAAGGGUCCAAAUAAAUAAACGGGGAGAAGGAGAGAGAGGUUUUUUUUGUGAUGUUGGAAGAGUUAUGUAGUUAUGUCUAUGACAUUGUCACCUACAGGUAACUGACAAAAUAAAGGAAACACCAACAUACAGUGUCUUAAUAGGAUGUUGGGCCACCACCAACCACCAGAACAGAUUCAAUGCUCCUCGGUAUAUAUUCUACAAGUGUCUGGAACUCUAUUGGAGGGAUGAGACACCGGUCUUCCAUGAGAAAUUCCAUCGUUUGGUGUUUUGUUGAUGGUGGUGGAAAACAAUGUCUCAGGCGCUUCAGAAUCUCCCAAAAGUGUUAAAUUGGGUUGAGAUCUGGUGACUGAGACACAUCCUCUAUGUUCCUUUGAGAGCCCUCUUUCAGUCACUGAGAUCUGGUGACUAAGACACAUCCUCUGUUACUUUGAGAGCCCUCUUUCAGUCACUGAGAUCUGGUGACUGAGACACAUCCUCUAUGUUCCUUUGAGUGCCCUCUUUCAGUCACUGAGAUCUGGUGACUGAGACACAUCCUCUAUAUUCCUUUGAGAGCCCUCUUUCAGUCACUGAGAUCUGGUGACUAAGACAUACACUCUAUGUUCCUUUGAGAGCCCUCUUUCAGUCACUGAGAUCUGGUGACUAAGACACAUCCUCUAUGUUCCUUUGAGAGCCCUCUUUCAGUCACUGAGAUCUCUUCUUCUAGCCAUAAUGGGCAACUGGGCAUUUUUAUACGUGACCCUAAUAAGCAUGAUGGGAUGUUAAUUUGUUAAUUAACUCAGGAACCACACCUGUGUGGAAACACCUACUUUCAAUAUACUUUGUAUCCCUCAUUUACUCAAGUGUUUCCUUUAAUUUAGUCAGUUACCUGUCUGCAUUUGUCAUCUGUUACCUUUUUCUUGUUCAAAUCAUGUGUUUUUAUUGAAAAUGUUCCAUUCCCAUUGUUAUAAACAGGGACAAUCGUGACUUUGACUCCACACAACAUAACAUCCACAGAUGUUUAAAAUAUGUCUCAACAUUGAUCACUUUUCUACAGUGUUUCAAUGAUAUAUCUUGUGUUUCAGAUGUUUUAUUAUACCUCUGUUUCUGGUGAUAAAUUGUUACUUUUUAUAAUCUUUUUAUACUGUAUUAAAAAAGCGAAUUUUGAUCUUGAA
Messenger RNA from Salvelinus namaycush (lake trout), 2805 nucleotides. RefSeq names its product DNA damage-binding protein 2-like. The record is from RefSeq and is a predicted model, not a curated record. Gene Ontology annotation, cellular component: nucleus; Cul4-RING E3 ubiquitin ligase complex. Gene Ontology annotation, molecular function: protein binding; damaged DNA binding. The transcript is spliced from 11 exons. Bases 278 to 1669 code for a protein of 463 amino acids. NCBI's taxonomy places the organism in Eukaryota, Metazoa, Chordata, Actinopteri, Salmoniformes, Salmonidae. Gene Ontology annotation, biological process: DNA repair; response to UV.